Molecule: messenger RNA, 2022 nt
Organism: Lathyrus oleraceus (garden pea)
Lineage: Eukaryota; Viridiplantae; Streptophyta; Magnoliopsida; Fabales; Fabaceae
Product: 5'-adenylylsulfate reductase 3, chloroplastic
Exons: 5
Coding region: 191-1549 (452 amino acids)
Biological process (GO): L-cysteine biosynthetic process
Molecular function (GO): phosphoadenylyl-sulfate reductase (thioredoxin) activity
Source: RefSeq, a predicted model, not a curated record
AUGCAAUCUGACGAAAGCCAUGAGGCACGAAGUUUAUACCAUCAUCCACUAAAAACAUGCCACGUAAUCAUGCCAAAACUCCGUCCAGGUUCAAUAAACCGCCACAAUAGAGAAACCUUUAUAAGCAACCCCUACUCUCUCUCUUUUCACACCACACUUUUUCAUUUUCCAAAUUUAACUCACAUUCCUCAUGGCUCUCGCUGUUUCUUCUUCAAUCGCCAUUUCAACUUCCACAUUUCAAUCAUCACAAUCUAAACUUUCACAAUUUGGUUCAAUUAGGGUUUUGAAAAAACCUUUUGGAGUAGGUGUUAAAUCAUCUCAACCACGAAGCUUCGUAAAACCGAUCAAUGCCAGAGAUUCUGUUGUUCCUACCACACCUUCCGAGGCUAUUGAGACCAAAGAGGAAGAUUAUGAACUGUUAGCAUAUCAACUUGAAAAUGCUUCCCCUCUUGAAAUUAUGGAUAGAGCACUUGAAAAAUUUGGCAAUGACAUAGCUAUUGCAUUCAGUGGUGCUGAAGAUGUUGCUUUGAUUGAGUAUGCAUAUUUGACGGGUAGGCCGUUUAGGGUAUUUAGUCUUGACACGGGGAGACUGAACCCUGAAACUUAUCGACUUUUCGAUGCUGUUGAAAAGAAGUAUGGAAUCCGUAUUGAGUACAUGUUCCCGGAUGCUGUUGAGGUUCAGGCUUUGGUCAGGAGUAAGGGGCUGUUUUCUUUUUAUGAGGAUGGGCAUCAAGAGUGCUGCAGAGUGAGGAAGGUGAGACCUUUAAGAAGGGCCCUUAAGGGUUUAAGGGCAUGGAUAACUGGACAGAGGAAAGAUCAGUCCCCUGGUACUAGGUCUGAAAUACCAGUUGUUCAGGUGGAUACUGUUUUUGAGGGAAUUGACGGCGGAACUGGGAGCUUGAUAAAAUGGAACCCUGUUGCAAAUAUGAAGGGAAAUGAUGUAUGGAACUUCCUUAGAACCAUGAAUGUACCUGUCAAUUCCUUGCAUUCACAAGGAUACAUUUCCAUUGGAUGCGAGCCGUGCACAAGGGCUGUCUUGCCCGGACAACACGAGAGAGAAGGUAGAUGGUGGUGGGAAGAUGCCAAAGCUAAAGAAUGUGGUCUUCACAAAGGAAAUAUAAAGCAGGAAGAUGAUGCUCAUCUUAAUGGAAAUGGUGCUGUCCAUGCAAAUGGCACUCCCGAUGUCGGCGCUGACCUUUUUAAUACCCAAAAUGUAGUCAGCUUGAGUAGGACUGGAAUUGAGAAUUUGACAAGAUUAGAGACCCGGAAAAAACCAUGGCUUGUUGUGCUAUACGCACCAUGGUGUCCCUACUGCCAGGAUAUGGAGGAAUCUUAUGUUGGCUUGGCAGAGAAGUUAGCAGGGUCAGGGGUGAAUGUUGGAAAAUUUAGAGCUGAUGGAGAGCAGAAAGAAUUUGCAAAGCAUGAACUGAAAUUGGGAAGCUUCCCCACAAUAUUAUUUUUCCCAGAACACUCAUCGCGGCCAAUAAAGUAUCCCUCUGAAAAGAGAGAUGUUGAUUCCUUGAUGGCAUUUGUAAAUGCAUUAAGAUGAGACUUUUCUAAAAAUUCAUAUUGUUUGGGUUGCAAUCCAACGUACUCGUCUGAGUUCUUUCAUUACAACACAUCUACUAGUAUCAUUCAUUCCACUGUGGAGUUUAGGAGAAUAAUAAAAAAUAUUCAAGUAGGAGAAUAAUGGGGGUUCUGUGCAGUAAGUAGGGUCGUCGUAUUAAUGUACUAGUACUAUCUUGGGUUGUUAAUUAACUAAAGUAAUUUUAGUUUAAACUACGUGAGUAUAAUGUACUAUCUUGGUGUCAAAAUUUAACAACUACUUAAUGUAUAUAUCGAUGCUUGUUGUGACUGUCCAUAUUCUUUGAUAUGGUAAUAAUGUCCACGGGUUAGUAUAAGGGCAUGUGAUUCUGUUGCUCUCUGAUUAGUUCAGUAUGAAGCUCAUGAAUCAUUUGUCUAUUGGUAAUAGAGUCCUCACAUGUUCAAAUGACAAAUAAAGCAACUUGGUAGUUUGUAAUA